CACGCCCUAAGAGUAGUAUAUCCGAGCAGCAAUUGACAAGGUCAUUCAACAACGAACCCAACAAGAUAUACGCAGAUCGGAUUUACCACAGUUUAAUUCUUAAUAAAAGGCGCUCCUUUGUUGCUUUUGCCGGCUCAAUUACAGUUCUCCAUCCCGUGCCCACACUUUUUGAUACAUAUCCGCCUUUUAUAGCAGUCUCUUAAUCGCACGUUUCCUCUACCUUUUCCGAGACGUAAAAACGGCUAGGGAAGGACAAACGCUUAUAUCCCAAUACACGGUCUGAGGUUGUUGCAGGACGAAUUAUUCCCAAAACCACCGUUUAUCGUGCUAUUUACAAGAAAUUGGUUUCUCUGAUAUUCCCACCAGUUUUGGAAAUACUACAGUCUUUUUUCUGAAAAAUUUCGGUCUAUUUGGUUCUGUCUGUGGUUGUAAAUGGAAGGACGGCAGAGCAAGGAAGAACAUGGUUCCGUCAAAUCUUGUCCCAUUAUAGUUCCUAAACACAAUAUGGGUGUUCUUGGGCACAAUGUACAACGAUCUGUGUCUGAAUCGUCGGCGGACAGGAUGUCGCUGGACUUGAAACUCGAAAAAACGGUGUCUGAAAGGAUUCAACACACGGAGGUCCCUCAAGCAGCACAGCCUGGCCAACCUUAUGAUCACGGUAAUGAGGAAAGAACGGGGAACGAGGAUCACAUGGAAAUGGAUGAAAAGGAAUCAAUUGAUAUGACUGAACGAAUUCCGAAAAACAAUUUUUGGUUGGUGCUUCCAGGACUCAUGCUGGCAGAUUUCCUGUCAGCUUUGGAUCAAACUAUCGUGACGAAUGCUAUGCCUACGAUUGUCCGUGAGCUUCACGACUCUGCGGAUUAUUCGUGGGUGGAAAACGCAUACGUACUCGCAGAGACAGCGGUGCUGCCUUUGGUAGGAUGCGUCUCGGACAUGGUCGGUCGCAAACCUGUGCUGUACUUUUCUCUUUUCCUCUUCAUGUUCUCAAGUAGCCUGUGUGGUGCUGCACAAAACAUGCUCUGGCUGAACUUUUGCCGUGCAUUGCAGGGUAUUGCCGGUGGUUUGGCCUUGUCCAUCUGCAAUAUCAUUCUGGCAGACAUUACUCCGUUACGUAAGCGUGGUCUCUAUCAAGGUAUUAUCGCUGUGGUAUGGGCCAUUGCUUCUGUCGCGGGUCCUUUGAUUGGCGGUGCAAUCGCGGAAAACACUACUUGGCGUUGGAUUUUCUUCAUUAAUUUGCCUACAGCUGCAGUCAGCUGGAUUAUAUUGGCCUACUCUCUAAACUUAUUGCCUGUUGAAAAAAAAUUCACCUUCAGCGAAUUCCUGAAAGACUUCGAUAUCUCUGGUCUGUUUUUUAUUAUAGCCGGUGUUGUACUUUUGUUACUCGGUCUGUUGUUGGGCGCUAAUUCCAACAAAUGGAAUCGUACAAAUGUCCUGUGCUAUCUCAUCAUCGGAGGUGUCUGCAUGGCCGGUUUCUGUGUGAAUGAAGUUUUAUUGCGUCACCGGACGUCUAUUCUUCCCGUGCGUCUGCUUAAGGAUCGCAGUGUUGUCUGUUUGUGCAUCUCUUCAUUCUGUCACUAUUUCUGCUAUCUAGUUGUUCUCAUCUACUUACCGCUGUUCUUCCAAACCGUGAAAGGUGAUUCUGCUUGGGACUCUUCGCUGCACUCUCUUCCUUGUAUUGUUGCCUGCUGUUGUCUUGCAGCUAUUGCGCCUGUGGUAAUUGCCAUCGUGCAGAAUUAUUGGUACUGUCUCAUUUUCGGUUGGGCUGUUACGGUUGUCGGCUCGUGUUUGCUUGUACGGGUCGGCGCCCAUACGUCCAUUGGUGCCAUCAUUGCUUAUUCCGUCGUGGCUGCUGCAGGUGCCGGUACGUUGUUCGACCCGUCUCUAAUUGCUAUUCAAGCUAGUGCAUCGACAGCAGAUGUUGCCGUCGUUUGUUCCAUGUUCUUUUUCAUUCGUAAUCUCGGUUCCUGUUUUGGCGCUGCCCUGGGCCAAGUAGUGUACAUGCGAGAGCUUUCGAAUUACUUUCAUGGAAAUUCAAAUUACAUGAACAUGACUUACAGUGGAAUCAUGUCAAUAUCCGACUACACGGAUCGUCAGCAUGUUCUUGUUGACUAUGGAAAAAGCUUCCGGGCUAUCUGGAUUCUCAUCGUUCCGUUUGCUUGCAUUGGUUUGGUCUUGACCUUCUUCGUUAAACAGUACCCGAUGACUCGACAUGAAGAAUAUGUUGAUGAUGAAAAGAAACCCGUUCCUCCUCCAGCACCUGCCCCGUGAUUCUUUUUCAAACAAAUUAUGUUUCAUCUUCUGUUCUUCUCGUCGUUAAACAAUCAUCAUACACGCACUAUUAAUCUUUGACAUAUGUUGUGCCGCUCAUACUUGUCAACUUCUACACAGCGACAUGUAAUCUGCCACUAUAAUGACAACAAAUGAUAUUCACACAUUGCAUCUUAUACAUUAUCUAAUUCGGUUCCUACAGUUGCGUUACAGAAACAUUCAAUAGACAAUUCUUCCUCUUUCCAUUCCCCCGAU
This is a messenger RNA of Schizosaccharomyces japonicus yFS275, 2523 nucleotides long. Its product is annotated as membrane transporter. NCBI's taxonomy places the organism in Eukaryota, Fungi, Ascomycota, Schizosaccharomycetes, Schizosaccharomycetales, Schizosaccharomycetaceae. Gene Ontology annotation, cellular component: membrane. The transcript has a single exon. Bases 433 to 2268 code for a protein of 611 amino acids. Gene Ontology annotation, molecular function: transmembrane transporter activity. Gene Ontology annotation, biological process: transmembrane transport. The record is from RefSeq and is a predicted model, not a curated record.